ACAGAAGAAAAUUCCAAUGACAGCAGCCAGCCAUCCAAAAGACGACGUAUGGGUUCAGGGGACAGUUCUCGGAGCUGUGAAACUUCUAGUCAGGACCUUGGAUACAGCUACUUUGAAAACUUGAUAGAAUACAAGUGGCCACCGGAUGAAACAGGAGAAUACUAUAUGCUUCAGGAGCAAGUCAGUGAAUAUUUGGGUGUGACUUCCUUUAAAAGAAAAUAUCCAGAUUUAGAAAGACGAGAUCUAUCUCACAAGGAGAAGCUCUACCUCAGAGAACUAAAUGUUAUCACAGAGACUCAGUGCACGCUAGGUCUAACAGCUUUGCGUAGUGAUGAAGUAAUUGAUCUUAUGAUUAAAGAAUACCCUGCCAAACAUGCUGAGUAUUCUGUUAUACUGCAAGAGAAAGAACGUCAGCGAAUAACAGAUCAUUAUAAAGAGUACUCUCAAAUGCAGCAGCAGAACACACAGAAAGUAGAAGCCAGUAAAGUUCCAGAAUAUAUUAAGAAAGCUGCCAAGAAAGCUGCAGAAUUCAACAGCAACUUAAACCGAGAACGGAUGGAAGAAAGAAGAGCCUAUUUUGAUUUACAGACACAUAUUAUCCAGGUGCCUCAAGGAAAAUACAAAAUCUUGCCUACAGAGAGAACAAAGGUUAGUCCUUAUCCAGUGGCUCUCAUACCCGGUCAGUUCCAGGAGUACUACAAAAGAUACUCUCCAGAUGAACUUCGUUACUUGCCAUUAAACACGGCUCUUUAUGAACCUCCCCUGGAUCCAGAGCUGCCUGCAUUAGACAGUGAUGGAGAUUCAGAUGACGCAGAGGAAGGGCGAGGUGAUGAAAAGCGGAAAACCAAAGGCAAUUCGGACAAUUCGUCUGGCAAUGUAUCUGAAGGUGAUUGCGCCACAGACAACCAGGAGGAUUCUUUUCAGGGAAGACAAAAAACAAGAGACAAAAGUGCUACUCCAAGAAAAGAUGGUUCCAAACGUUCUGUAUUAUCCAAAUCAGUUCCUGGGUACAAGCCAAAGGUCAUUCCAAAUGCUAUAUGUGGAAUUUGUCUGAAGGGUAAGGAGUCCAACAAGAAAGGAAAAGCUGAAGCUCUUAUACAUUGCUCCCAGUGUGACAACAGUGGCCACCCUUCUUGCCUUGAUAUGACCCCGGAGCUUGUUGCUAUGAUUAAGACUUAUCCUUGGCAAUGUAUGGAGUGUAAAACAUGCAUUGUAUGCGGGCAGCCUCACCACGAAGAAGAAAUGAUGUUCUGUGACGUAUGUGACCGUGGUUAUCACACUUUUUGUGUGGGGCUUGAUGCUAUCCCUUCAGGUCGCUGGAUUUGUGAUUGUUGUCAGAAAGACUCUCCCGUUCCCAGAAGAGGAGGAAGAAGGGGGAAAAACAGCAAGGAGGGCUAACCCCCCCCCCCAAAAUUGCUAUCUAAAACUUACCUGCACAAAUUAAAGUGAUACUUUGGUGCUAUUUAACCAACCACUCUUAAGAGGAACAAUACCACUUUUUUUUUUUCUUUUUACCAAAUAAACUUUUAAU
Messenger RNA from Antrostomus carolinensis (chuck-will's-widow), 1531 nucleotides. It is a transcript of the gene PHF10, whose product is annotated as PHD finger protein 10. Lineage: Eukaryota; Metazoa; Chordata; Aves; Caprimulgiformes; Caprimulgidae. The record is from RefSeq and is a predicted model, not a curated record. Gene Ontology annotation, cellular component: npBAF complex.